This is a messenger RNA of Tigriopus californicus, 432 nucleotides long. RefSeq names its product saposin-C-like. The coding region runs from base 81 to 407 and encodes 108 amino acids. Gene Ontology annotation, biological process: lipid metabolic process. The transcript has 2 exons. Lineage: Eukaryota; Metazoa; Arthropoda; Copepoda; Harpacticoida; Harpacticidae. The record is from RefSeq and is a predicted model, not a curated record.
UGACUUCUAUCUUAUCUUACCCUUGAAGUGUGUUCUAUUGGAGACUACUAUGUGAAAAUGACUCUUGUUAGCCUUUCAAAAUGAAGGUGGCGGUUGUGUUGGCCUUUGCCUUCGUCUUUGGAUCUGCUUGUGCAUCGAAUGAAGCCCGUUUCUCCGUUGAAACUAGGAAUGGAACAUAUUGUGAGCUCUGUAAGGACGUGGUAGAAUAUUUUGACGGGGUCAUCACAAAACCCGAAAACGAGGAAUUUAUCACCGAGGUUCUGAAGCAAGUCUGCACGCAAUUCCCGGAUCAAGAGACAGAAUGUGAGAUCCUCAUCGAGGCUUACUACGAUGACUUCAUCGAGUUGAUCGUCAAUCUUUAUUUCCUACCUGAAGAGGCCUGCACAGAUCUUGGCCUUUGCUUUUGAGAAAUAAACGAUGAAAACUCGUCUA